AUGGCCGGCGUCGGAAGCUCCGGCGAGGGCACGCAAGUGCACGGUGAGGAGCUCCGGCGAGGAGAUUGUCGUGGGUCGGUAUGGGCCUGCGUCGCGGAGGCUGCGUCGGGGCGCUCGGAUCACGAGCUUCAGCCGGCGGGGGCGCUGCAGGACGGCGGGAGGCCUCGGGUGGCUGCAAUGAGGCUCGGCACCGGCGAAAGGGAAGCGUCGAGCCGGGUUCGGGACUUCGUCGUCGGGGACCUCGGAUUUGCAGCGAGAGGGACUCCGGUGCUUGGAUCUCGACUCGGCUGCGACUGGGUCACCGGUGGCUUGGGAUCGACGGCGAGGUGGUGCGGGCCGCGGGGAGACGCCGGGGCGGAGGUGCGAGGCUCGGGCGAGGCGGAUCACCGGCAAAGUGGACACACAGCAGCGAACGGGGAGUCACUGGGGGAAGACUCAGAUCGGCACGGCGGCUUCGUCAGGGCGGAGCGAGGCGCUGGGGGCUGGCUGAAGCGUCGCGGGCCGAGGGCUGAACAAAGAACGCCGGGCGGAAAGGACCGCGAUCCGACUCGGGUCCAGCUGGCGGAGGCCAACGGGCCGAGCCUGCAAGUCCGGGCGAGGCGGAUGCGCGAGCGUCGGGGCUCGUGGACGGAGACCGGCGGCUACGUCGGCGCGGGGAAGCGGCUCGGUUGUAGCACGGCUCGGACUUGCUCGCGGAGAGUGGAGCGUCGAGGCUUCGGGUCCGUCGGGCGGGGCGCCGAUCGAGGUGGAGGCACGCGACGGAUCGGCGACCGGCCUGCGUCGGGGACUGGUUGCGACCGCAGGAGUGGCUCGGCGUCGGGUCAUCGGAGAUGCGGUGCCGGCACGGUGGUGGCUCGGGCAGCAGGGGAAUCAGGCAUUGGCCUGGGCUGGGAGAGGCGGAUAUGCAGCAAAAGAACCCUUUGGAGAAGAUGA
Molecule: messenger RNA, 933 nt
Organism: Eucalyptus grandis
Lineage: Eukaryota; Viridiplantae; Streptophyta; Magnoliopsida; Myrtales; Myrtaceae
Exons: 1
Coding region: 1-933 (310 amino acids)
Source: RefSeq, a predicted model, not a curated record